Molecule: messenger RNA, 876 nt
Organism: Brassica oleracea var. oleracea
Lineage: Eukaryota; Viridiplantae; Streptophyta; Magnoliopsida; Brassicales; Brassicaceae
Product: calmodulin-like protein 3
Exons: 1
Coding region: 197-658 (153 amino acids)
Molecular function (GO): calcium ion binding
Source: RefSeq, a predicted model, not a curated record
CAGAAAACUGGUGUGCAGACCACGAUCGCAGGUGUAAUGAAAGUUUCUAAAAUGGCAACCACUCCUUUUUUCUUUAAGAACCAGUCAUUCUUUCUCCAAACCCUAAUCUCUUCUUCUCUAUAAACUCAUCUUCUAACUCUUGUUCUCAAUCAUCCUCUUUUUCAAAGCUUCCUAGCUAAUAAACCCCAAUAAAGAGAUGGAUCAAACAGAGCUUUCCCGGAUAUUCCAAAUGUUCGACAGGAACGGUGACGGCAAAAUCACCAAACAAGAGCUGAACGAUUCGUUAGAGAAUCUCGGAAUCUACAUCCCGGACAAAGACUUGGUGCAGAUGAUCGAGAAGAUUGAUAUCAGCGGCGACGGGUACGUGGACAUCGAAGAGUUCGGAGGGCUGUACCAGUCGAUCAUGGACGACAGAGACGAGGAGGAAGACAUCAUAGAGGCGUUCAACGUGUUUGAUCAGAACCGUGAUGGGUUCAUCACGGUGGAAGAGCUGAGAUCCGUGUUAUCUUCCUUGGGGCUCAAGCAAGGAAGAACCCUAGAGGAUUGUAAGAGGAUGAUAAGUAAAGUGGAUGUUGAUGGAGAUGGGAUGGUGAAUUUCAAGGAGUUUAAACAAAUGAUGAAAGGUGGUGGAUUUGCCGCUUUAGAAUCAAGCUUGUGAAACAAACAAAUGAAACUCAUUUUUGGGUUAGGGUUUGAGAUCAACAUCAUUGUUUUUUUUUUCCUCGGAAUGAUUAGGGCUAAACCUCGAAAGAUAAAUUAACAAAAUGGAUCAAGCUUCGUUUUUGAAUGCUUCUCCACAAAAUAUUGUUGAUGGAUUUGCUAUGUGGGAUUUUGAAAACAAACAUAUAUAAUUUUGAUUUUGAGGAUUUUACGUUG